AUCUUCCUUGUUUAGUGUUGAGGCGAUCGAGUACGUCGAUAAUAGAGUAUCAACCUUCCCUGGGGUACAGGUCGCCGCUAGACAUGCCAAAUAAGACUAAGAAAGAAAAGACGACAACCAAGACAACGGGAAGUUCCAAAGCUGGCGGAAAAGAGGGAUCAGAGAAUGCGGAAAAUGAGGCUGCCAAAAAGAAAGCUCAGCAGAAUAAUGACACCCAUCCACCUCCAGCCCAAAUAAACAAGAUCAAGUUCACAGGACCCCCUCACGUGAAAAAGGACAAAAGACAAAACUCUUCACGAUUCAAUGUUUCCAAAAACAGAGAACUGCAGAAGUUGCCACCUCUCAAAGAGGCAACACCAGCCGAAAGGGAGGAGCUGUUUGUCCAGAAGAUCCGCCAGUGUUGCGUGCUCUUUGACUUCGUGCAGGAUCCACUCAGUGAUCUGAAAUGGAAGGAAGUGAAAAGGGCCGCUCUCAACGAGAUGGUGGAGUAUGUCACCCAGAACAGAGGAGUGAUCACGGAUGCCAUUUACCCGGAGGUCAUACACAUGUUUGGGUCAAAUCUGUUUCGGACAUUGCCACCAUCGUCCAACCCAAGCGGGGCUGAGUUUGACCCCGAGGAAGAUGAACCCACUCUAGAGGCAGCCUGGCCACAUCUACAGCUGGUGUAUGAGUUUUUCCUCCGGUUUCUUGAGUCUCCGGAUUUUCAACCAAACACAGCAAAGAGAUACAUAGAUCAGAAGUUUGUUCUGCAGCUUCUCGAUUUAUUUGAUAGUGAAGAUCCCAGGGAAAGAGAUUUUUUGAAAACAAUAUUACACAGGAUAUACGGAAAGUUCCUGGGUUUGCGGGCAUACAUACGAAAACAAAUUAAUAACAUAUUUUAUAGUCUUUUUUCCAGGUUUAUUUAUGAAACAGAGCAUCAUAACGGUAUUGCAGAAUUGUUAGAAAUCUUGGGAAGUAUAAUAAAUGGGUUUGCUCUUCCUCUGAAGGAGGAGCACAAAGUAUUCUUGCUGAAAGUAUUACUCCCUCUGCAUAAGGUGAAAUCUCUAAGUGUGUACCACCCUCAGCUGGCCUACUGUGUGGUGCAGUUCCUAGAGAAAGACCCCAGUCUCACAGAACCAGUUAUCAUGGGACUGUUGAAAUUCUGGCCCAAAGUGCACAGUCCAAAAGAGGUGAUGUUUCUGAACGAGCUUGAGGAGAUCCUUGAUGUGAUAGAACCAGCAGAGUUCACCAAGGUGAUGGGCCCUCUCUUCAAACAGCUGGCCAAAUGUGUCUCAAGUCCACACUUCCAGGUUGCCGAGCGAGCACUGUAUUUUUGGAAUAACGAGUACAUCUUGAGUUUGAUCAGUGACAAUGCCUCAGCCGUUUUGCCAAUCAUGUUCCCCGCUCUUUACAAGAGCAAGGAGCAUUGGAACAAGACAAUACACGGGUUGAUCUACAACGCUCUCAAGCUCUUCAUGGAAAUGAAUCAGAAACUGUUUGAUGACUGCACUCAGCAAUACAAGGCAGAGAGACAGAAGGAAAAGGAGAAAAACAAACAAAGAGAAGAGGCCUGGACUAAAAUCCACACCUUGGCCAAAGACAAUCCACAGUUUAGAUCAUUAGGGAGUACCACGCCGACGGAAAUGUCGGCCAACUCCGGUAACUCGCCGGUACCCAACAACACAGCAGAGGAUGAGGGGGACAUGAACCUUACCAUGGAAAAAUUGGAAAGCGAGGCUAAGGAGCUGUCUAAGGUUUUUGGGACAUACCGACAUCGUUUUGAUUACCAAGAAAAAACCAAAAGACAAGCCCCUUUUACGACGUAAAUCCGAGUUACCACAUGACAUGACUAUGAUUAAAGCAUUGGAGAGCCACACUAGGUCAGAUGAAUAUCUGACUAACACCUCCGAAAGCAAUUGACGACGAUGGACGAGCGUCUCCAGAGGCAGAAGAUAGCGAGGGAUGGGUGUUGCCUUAGACUAACCGGGGCGGGAGGGAGGGGAUUUGUGGCUUUACCCACCCCACCCUGCUACCCCGCUGACCAAAUAUAGUGAUGAAGAAAGCAUGCAGUUUGAGCGGCACUUAACAUCUGCGACUGAAGUAGUGUAGAUAGAAAACACUGACAUUUUAUUGUACAUAGUCCUGAUUCAUGAUACUGUUUUACUGUUUGUGUACAGGCAUAGAGUGUGUGCUAUCCACCAACAACCUGCCUGUGUGGUAGCUCACACCGUUCCGCAACUAAUAAAGUUCAAACUGCUUGCUUUCUUCCUCCUCCAAGCUUGUAGGUCGGCCAUUUCGGCUUCCAUUAUGAGGUUUGAAAGAGAGGCUGACAAUGAAUGGAAUAUUAGAUGUGUGACGAGGCACUUAAUGUAUUAUUUAUUUACUCUCUGAGAGGCGAGGACCGUGAGUUUGGUGCAAGUAUAUCCGUAAGAGACGUAGGUAGUCAGAAUAUAAUUACUACCAUGUGUUUGAUGUAUUAUCAUUCAUUCGCAUAAGACAACCCACUUACAAUCAGGUGGUAAAUCAUGUAACUAUUGAAUGCGUGUGUUUGUGACUAGUCCAUUGAUUUCACACUGUUUCACUGUAAUCGGCUCACUCACUUGUCACUCUUCAACUUUGAUUGUGCGUGUGCAUGUCUGUACGAGUGUGUGGCUGUAUUAUGUUCAAUCUCCACAUCAGUUCUUUUCUUACCUAUUGGCUCAAUCCUAAUUUAAGGCUCAUGAUUCCAGUCACUUGGUGGCGUUUAUCUCUCAACAUGUGUGUGUUCUUCAUAGAUUAAGCUUCCCAUACUUCUUUCACAGAGUGACUUUUUUCCCUAAGAAAGAAACAAAGCUGUGCAUGAAUAAUUUUUGUACCCCAUUUCUUUUGUUUGUCCAGAAAUUGUUAUUUUUGAAAUCCCUUGAUUGUAUUAUCUUGGGGUUUCUAUUUUUAGAGUUCUGAGUUGUUUGUUAACUGAAAAGCCCUGACUGUAUACCUGAUAUAUUCCAGAAUGAUGUACCAUGUAGCAGAUAAUUGCAUUAUAGAUGUAUUCCUUGCAGAUGCAUACGUUUUAUCUCGACUGUCAAGGAACCCAAAUUAUAGGAUAGAGACGUGUAAAGUGUUGACGAUUUAUCUUUGUAUACUAAUAUUUAAUGUACUUUGUAUUAUAUAGGUUCUGUGCUUAAUAUGCAAACGGUGUCCUCACAUUAUCAAGAAGCAUGUUAUUUUCCACUCGUCCUACUUUGUUAGAUUUUCUUCCUGAUAGUGAGUGCAUGUAAGGCCCAUUUCUUCAAGUCGUCACAUUUCGGCUGCUCAUUAUGGUUAUUACUGAAUAAUUGCUGAUUGAUGAAGAACAUAAAAAUAAUAAUGAACUUUAUGAUAAUUUUGAACAUUUUUUCACUUCCUUAUUGUUUGUGUGUCUGGUUGCACAUGCUAAACGGGAUAUCAGCAACAAAUAUUAUCUUUGUUUCUGACAGCUAUAUUCGAAAAGAGGGUUUUAUAGACUUUGUUUUUAGUGGAUAUUAAUCAUGUUUGGAGAAAACUGUGACUCUAACAUGGUGGCUGUGUUAUAAUGGUUGUGUCUAGUAUUGCUAUAGCAGCAUCUAGAAACUGCACUCGUUAACCAGAAGAAAGUUCAACAAUGUCUGUGACUUGUUAAAUGCCCGGUUGAGAAAAAGUAAUAUUUUAGCUUGUUCGAAUGAGACUGGUAUGCGAGUUAGCGUAUGGGUGUGAGAGAAAUUAUGAGCAAUGCUCAUUGUUAUUGUUUCUGGCUUACUGCAUUAAGCCGCAUGAGUGAUAAUUAUAUGUCAUUGUAUCUAGUGAUAUCAAAGUGGUCAUGAAAUUCUGUCAGCCGUUUUGAGGAUAUUUUUUAUUUUGUUUGAAACAAUCCUUUUCUAACAUUUCACAAGGCAACCGAACAUCUGUGAUUAUCUUCUUGAUGUAAUGUUAGUGCUCGGCAUUGGAGCAUCAGUUUGUAGUGUGCUCCAGCAAGGGAAUGUAGAACCAUGAAGUCUCUUGUGUGUAUAGGAUUCAUGUCAUGAACCAUGUUGCUAUCUCCUCACUGCUUCUCAGCAAGGAGAUGUCAUUUUAUUCAGCAAGAAAGCUUUUAGAGGUAAGGAGUAAUACCGAUUUUAUAAUGAAGGUGUCCUUUUAUUUGCAUAUGAGUAUAAUAUGAAAUCUUGAUAAUCACUUUGUUGAAACUAUAACAAUGUUCAAAUGUGGGACUUUUAAUGUAAUAAAUGCAUAUUUUUAUUAAAGGGUUUCUGUUGUUUUCAACAUUAAUUUAUCAGUGUAAUAGCAAAAUUAUUAGUCGACUAAAGAUACACACAUGGAGGAAUAUCUUUAUACUGAUGUAUGCUACUCUACUUUUGUAAGGGAGGUUGGCAAAAUCAACUGCAGAAGAAGUGCAAAUCUAGUGCAUAGAAAAGUCAUAGGAGAAGUGAUUUUUUCCCUGAUGUUAAUAACUGAAGUACAUUGAUACAUGUCAUUAACACAUCAGAUGCUAAUUUUCUUUGCAAAAGAUGAGUAGUGUACAUGACCUGAUGAAUAGCUAUUCAACAUUGUAGAUAGACAUAAAAGCUGUAUGGGGUGGGGAUCACACUGGUUUCCUUAAAUAUCCACUUCUUCAAUGCUGAUCAAGAAAUUGAAUGUAAAUCUUGUGCACAUAAUCAUAUUCAUAAUUUUUAUAUGUAAUGCACUAAUGACUCGUAUAUAGGGACUGUGAAUUCAAACUGUGACCUGUUUGGUCGGUCAAAAUAAUUUACCACCUUCAAAAUAGUCUCUACAAUGCUGUUAUACAAUUAUAGCUUGUUCAAGGUUGGUGAAACCCUGGUUCUUAUGCAGCUAUUGUAGAUAAAACCUCGAGCAGUCAUUACAUGAACUUAUGUUACCAAAUACUAGUGUUUGAAUCUCGUCUAUAAUGCAACUCUGGGGUUAUGUGAUUCGCAAAGGAAACAAUGCUAAACAAAUGGACCAGGGUGCCGUUGUACAAAACAACCUUUCCACUGUCUGUGUUAAGGUAUGGGAGUUACGAUCACCUUAGCACUAAGAUCACUUUGUACAACGGCAGCCUGGCGUGGAAUCAUACAGUUGUGGGGUCUACUUUGAGUACCACCAAUGGUUGUACGUAAAAGCGUUUUUGGAUAGUACUUGUGCAAAAUAAACAUGGAACAUUAUCAGACUCAUUUAUUCUGUUUUGAACUGAUUAGUAUAACUGUAUUUAUCUUCAUUCCUUCAAAGCAUGCUCAACCGAAACUGGAACUUUCAUUCCUUGACUUGUUUCACAGUGGUCAACUGGAAGUGAAAAUAUUUGACAAACGAGUAUGUAGUAUUAAGGUGAUAGUAUACCUGUUAUGAACAAUAUACAUUUAAUGGUCAUCUCAGAUCAUGUUUUUGCUAACAAAUUUUACAUGCUAACUUAAACAAAUCACACCUCUACUGUUAAUUCAUGUUACUUUUUACUUAAAGGAUCUCUGUCCGUCCCUUCAAAUUUUAAGAUAAAUGAUAAAUACUUUAAAUGGGUAGUUCAUUUCGUUAUCAUGUUUCAAGUGAUAACUGCUGAUGCAUAUAAAACCACAAUUAAAAGCUUAAAUAAAGGCUUAAAUUAUAGCUUAAAUCUUCCCACCAGAAAGGUGUGAUAAGCAUAUAUACAUUGCCUGGUUGUUACAUUGUAUAAUUACUAUGAUUCUGUAAAUAGGGAAUUCUUGACUGACCUUACAGCUUAACUUCUUGGGUCUCAAGUCCUCCAAGUUAUGCUUGGGGAGGUUUAGUGUAAUUUGUUUUAUAUUUGGAUUGUAUGCCUUCUGUUUGACUAUUUGGUUAGGAUCAUUAUUAAAUAUGUAACUGCUGCACAUAAGAUCAUUUUAUUCAGUAACCUCUUGCUAUAUGCAUUGCUACCUGGUAUAGGGUAUGCAAGACAUGCUUAUACAUUGUUUCAAAGAAAGGUGUGGUCAACCUUAUUGGAAAGCCAUUUGCAAGGAGGGAAGAAAAGUUGCUGUAUAGUAUAUGAUGUCUUUUGUGGAAUAAAAUUGCAACACAUUAACAUGAAUGACCUCUUGUAAUAUUGAAGAUGAUGUAAUUUGAUCUUAUAAAAUUAUUACUCUAUAAUGUU
Molecule: messenger RNA, 6067 nt
Organism: Haliotis rufescens (red abalone)
Lineage: Eukaryota; Metazoa; Mollusca; Gastropoda; Lepetellida; Haliotidae
Product: serine/threonine-protein phosphatase 2A 56 kDa regulatory subunit delta isoform-like
Exons: 17
Coding region: 84-1805 (573 amino acids)
Biological process (GO): signal transduction; protein dephosphorylation
Cellular component (GO): protein phosphatase type 2A complex; cytosol; nucleus
Molecular function (GO): protein phosphatase activator activity
Source: RefSeq, a predicted model, not a curated record